AUGGAGUUGGACUGUGCGGAUAGGGUGAGGUGCGCCACUUAUCUCCUCAAGGAUGAUGCUCUCCUAUGGUGGGAGGGGGCAGUUGUAGGUCUGAACCUAGCUACACUAUUAUGGGAGGACUUCAAGGAGGUGUUCUAUGUUAAAUACUUCACGGAGGACGUGCGAUCAAGGUUGACCCGAGAGUUCAUGACGUUGCGACAGGAUAGCUGCACUGUUGCCGAGUUUAUCAGGAAGUUCGAGCAGGGGUGCCACUUUGUGCCCAUGAUAGUUGACAAUCCUAAAGAAAAAUUGAGGGUCCUAAGAGCGGAGCAGGAUCAGAAAGACAUAGAGGCUGAUAGACAAAACAAACGAUCAUGCCCUGCAGCCUAUCAACAGCUGCCUCAGCAGCAAAACAAGAAGGAAGCUACUGGACUCCGGAAGGGCCAGGAGGAGUGGUCGCAAAAGCAAGUGGAUCCAAAGCCUCAUGAGCCUCCGAUAUGCCUGUCAUGCCAGCGCCCACACUCAAGAGUUUGCUUAAGGGGAUCAGGCAAAUGUUACAAAUGUGGGGCUACUGGUCAUAUGAAAAAGGAUUGUCCCCAAACCCGAUCGCUCAUAAAAGGGAGCGUAUUCUUGAUGCAGGCCGAAGAGGUAGACCCGGACAUUUCAGGUAAAUCAUGA
Molecule: messenger RNA, 657 nt
Organism: Zingiber officinale
Lineage: Eukaryota; Viridiplantae; Streptophyta; Magnoliopsida; Zingiberales; Zingiberaceae
Exons: 2
Coding region: 1-657 (218 amino acids)
Molecular function (GO): zinc ion binding; nucleic acid binding
Source: RefSeq, a predicted model, not a curated record